AUGAAGUUCACGACUCUCACGACCGCCCUCCUCCUCUCACUCGGUGUUGCCCACGCCCAGAGCGACGUCGAAUCGGGCUCCUUCAGCAUCCUCCCCAUUGACCCGACUGAUUCAUCCAUCACGUUGGACGACCCCGUCCCAACGGGCGAGAGCUCCAUCACCCUCGACCUCCCAACCGAGUCGAGCUUCAUCCCGUCUGCAUCGAGCACUGAUGUUGGCGUCUCCACGAGUCCUACAGGCAGCUCGACUCCCAGUUCCACUCGUUCGAGGACGUCUUCCGGCACGUCUUCCGGCGCCUCGGAGACCGUCAGCGCAGAUCCACUCCCCGACGAGGAUGGCGCUGCAUUCACCCUUGCACCUCGUAUGAACGGUGUCGCGGUCGUUGUGGCGGGUAUUGCUGUUGCUUUACUUUAG
Coprinopsis cinerea okayama7#130 is the source of this 414-nucleotide messenger RNA. RefSeq lists its product as hypothetical. The record is from RefSeq and is a predicted model, not a curated record. The transcript is spliced from 2 exons. NCBI's taxonomy places the organism in Eukaryota, Fungi, Basidiomycota, Agaricomycetes, Agaricales, Psathyrellaceae. Bases 1 to 414 code for a protein of 137 amino acids.